Messenger RNA from Rhodamnia argentea, 1657 nucleotides. RefSeq names its product probable sodium/metabolite cotransporter BASS1, chloroplastic. NCBI's taxonomy places the organism in Eukaryota, Viridiplantae, Streptophyta, Magnoliopsida, Myrtales, Myrtaceae. Gene Ontology annotation, cellular component: membrane. The record is from RefSeq and is a predicted model, not a curated record.
GGGGCAGUACUACGUUUGCACGACGCGCUUGAUGUAUUCGUAUUCAUCUGAUUUGCUUGGAUGACUCGCACCGAAUCGUAGCGACGUCACCAUCAGCAGUUCAACGGGCGAACCGAAAGAUGCAGUCCCCAGCCUUGCUCUCCUCCUGUAAUGGAAGAAGCAUCGUCUUCGAUCACCAACCCCCGUCAGCUCCCACAAUACGCGAUCCAUCGAGAGCUAAUCUGAUACUCGAACCCCGCUUCAAAUUCCGCACCUUCCCAUCAUCAAAAUCGAUCUCGCCCUCGCCCCCGUCGACGUCGACUUCUCGUCAUUCGAUCGCGAUAUCUCGAUGCCUUUGGCCGUCCAAAGGACCGGAAUGCCCUCCUUUUGUCAAUUCCACUUCGAGAGUGGGGACUGACGUCUGGCGGCUUCACUGUGGAGUUUCGACGAACACCUUCGAUGCGAGCGAGGGUAGAAGCUUACGAGACUGGAUUGAGCUGGUGGGUGAGGUGAUAUCGACGGCAUUCCCCAUAUGGGUGGCGCUGGGGUGCUUGCUGGGGCUCGUGAAGCCGAGUUGCUACGACUGGGUCAAGCCCAAGUGGACCGUUCUUGGGAUUGCGGUGACCAUGCUUGGCAUGGGUAUGACCCUCAGUUUCGAUGAUCUUCGUGGCGCUUUGGCCAUGCCCAAGGAGUUGAUCUCCGGCUUUGUGCUCCAGUACUCGGUUAUGCCAAUCUCUGGAUUUCUUGUUAGCAAGUUUUUGAAUCUACCUUCACAUUAUGCAGCCGGAUUAAUAUUGGUUGGCUGUUGUCCUGGCGGGACGGCAAGUAAUAUAGUCACUUAUAUUGCACGGGGAAAUGUUGCUCUUUCAGUGUUGAUGACAGCAGCAAGCACUGUAUCAGCUGUGAUAAUGACUCCAUUUCUGACCUCCAAACUUGCUGGACAGUAUGUUGCGGUUGAUGCAGCUGGAUUGCUGCUUUCGACGCUUCAGGUAGUCCUUCUUCCUGUCCUGGCCGGUGCAUUUCUUAACCAGUAUUUCCAGAGUUUGGUUAAGUUAGUUUCCCCCUUGAUGCCACCUAUUGCUGUGGCAACUGUGGCUGUAUUAUGUGGAAAUGCAAUUGCACAGAGCUCUUCGGCAAUACUCAUGUCAGGCCGACAAGUUCUGCUUGCCGCAUCACUUCUUCAUGCAUCUGGAUUUUUCUUUGGCUAUAUACUCUCUAGAGUACUUGGGCUGGAUGUCCCAUCAGCAAAAACUGUCUCGAUCGAGGUGGGAAUGCAGAACUCAGUGCUGGGAGUAGUUCUGGCCACACAACAUUUUGGGAACCCACUGACGGCAGUGCCAUGUGCAGUCUCAAGUGUAUGUCAUUCGAUUUUCGGCAGUGUCUUGGCAGGAAUCUGGAGACGCUCUUCGCCCUCUCAAAAGCUUGAGUAGAAGUGUAUUGCUUUAGCUUCCGAAGACCUUUAUUCUAGACUUUCGGCUUCUCUUCUUCAGUGCUGGGCAUUGAGAUCACAUGUUUGAGAAUUGGGAUGCAGUCAGAUUUACCUCGUCUCGUUAUGGGGAAAAAUAUUUGCAUAGAAGCAUGCUCAUUAGUCAACUAGAACGCCGGAAAAAAAAUGUAUGGGAAGUGCGAACAUCACAAGUUACCCUUUCUGAAGAUUUGCCUUGAGCCAGUUCAAACA